Durusdinium trenchii is the source of this 1083-nucleotide messenger RNA. The record is from the annotation of a GenBank genome assembly. NCBI's taxonomy places the organism in Eukaryota, Dinophyceae, Suessiales, Symbiodiniaceae.
GGACGUUGCUGCAGCUUAACUGAAGCCAUCCAAAGUUGAAACACACAAUGCUUCAGGUGUGUCUAAACAGUAAAACGGAAACAUCAUUUUUGAAGAGGUGAAAUGGUCGUACCCACAACUACAAAAAACGUUUAUGACUCCUCGAGGUUUGUAAGUUCUUUGAUUGUUUAGUUUUCAUCAAAAAAGAAAGCACUCUUGUUGAAAGUGGUUUUACACAAGCAUUCGUGUUGGUGGUAGGGGUAGUGGAGUCCAAGACACCAGAGAUUCAAGAUUGUCUCCAGAUGUGUUGUUCCUGCACAACUGGCAUAUUUAAUCUGCCUGCCCUGCAGCUGCUUCACUUCAAACGAGGGCAAGGAGGACAUGCAUGGCCCAGGUGCCUUCGUUGCAGCUGCGAUAAGGUAUGCCUUUCUGAUUGCUUUGCCAUUCCUGCUAUUCUCAGCUGUGUUCUCGAUAAGAACUGUUCAGCGCUUGCCGGGUGAUGAGGCUGCAAGGCUGAUUUUUCGGUAUUGGAAAGAUGCUCUCCCGCAGUCCAAGGACUUGCCAGAGAAGUUUCGAGGUGUCUUUUGGAUGAGCACUGAUCCCUCACCUGAACUGUGCACCAACUUUGAAGCUGCGUCCUUCGAUGCUGCUUCACGGACUAUGAAGCUUUUCCCGGGGGCACCAUAUACCUGGGUGUGGUGCGAUAGCUACAUGGGGUGGGCAUUCUACUUGUUCUUCACCUUCAUCAAUCCCAUUUAUACGUUGCAAGUGCGCUGGGAUGAGGCAUACCGCAAAGCAUACCUGCCCAGCAUUUUGUUUGGAUGUUUCAACGUCGAUUGGAUGACCUGCUCCGCUAUGUACAUAGAACAGCUGGAUGAUGAAGGAAACGAGUGGGCAAGGACAAGCUAUGUCUUUGGACAAACAUUCAAGCACGGCUCCUACACGUUGAAGAAGGUGAUUGACAAAGACGGCGGUGAGCUGCCUGCCUUCGAUGACAUGGUUCUGUCUCUCAAGGAAAAGAGGGAAGUCCAAGGCUACAUCAAACCGUGGGGUCAAUUGGUGCGCGGCAACGUGUUUCACUCCUGAACCCUUUGGGACGCCAGG